This is a messenger RNA of Aspergillus udagawae, 4443 nucleotides long. RefSeq lists its product as uncharacterized. The record is from RefSeq and is a predicted model, not a curated record. Bases 1 to 4443 code for a protein of 1480 amino acids. The transcript is spliced from 13 exons. Gene Ontology annotation, cellular component: membrane. NCBI's taxonomy places the organism in Eukaryota, Fungi, Ascomycota, Eurotiomycetes, Eurotiales, Aspergillaceae. Gene Ontology annotation, biological process: transmembrane transport. Gene Ontology annotation, molecular function: ATP binding; ATP hydrolysis activity; ABC-type transporter activity.
AUGGCCACCAGUCAGAGCUCUUCAACAGGAUCUUUCCCGGACCGUUCAGAUCAGGAAACUGUCAGCCAGUUUUCGAGAUCUGUGACUGGCUAUGACCUUGACGCCAUUUCGAGGAUCGCCUCCUCUGUUUCUACCCCAGGACGACGGAGGGAAAGCCGAGGGGCCGCGCUGGAUACAAUUGCAGAAGCUGACCCGGCACUCGAUCCGACCAGGAAGGAGUUCGACCCGUACAAAUGGGCUCGUACCAAGCUGAAUCAGCUUGACGAGGAAGGCAUCUUGCGUAAGCAUGCGGGGGUGGUCUUCAAAAACCUCAACGUCUCCGGGUCCGGCGCAGCGCUGCAGCUUCAGGAAACAGUUGACUCGGCUCUGUUGGCUCCGUUCCGUCCGGACAUCUACCGAGGAGCCAUACAUUCGGCGCCCAAGAGGCAGAUUCUGCAUAAUUUUGAUGGUGUGCUGAGGAGCGGCGAGAUGCUCAUGGUCCUCGGUCGACCGGGCAGCGGCUGCUCAACGUUCCAGAAGACAAUCUGUGGUGAAUUGCACGGGCUUGAGUUGCAUCCGGAGUCGGUCAUGCACUACAAUGGAAUCCCCAUGAAGACGAUGCACAGAGAGUUUAAGGGCGAGUGCGUCUACAACCAGGAGGUGGAUAAACAUUUUCCACAUUUGACCGUCGGUGAGACUCUGGAAUUUGCCGCCUCGGCCAGGACACCAUCUCAUCGGUUGGCGGGCGAGUCUCGCAAGCAAUAUGUCAAAGAAAUGACACAGGUCGCCAUGGCAGUGCUGGGCCUGUCCCAUACUUAUAACACCCGAGUUGGGGAUGAUUAUAUCCGAGGAGUAUCUGGUGGAGAGCGAAAGCGUGUCAGUAUCGCAGAGAUGGCGGUCGCACGAGCUCCUCUUGCGGCUUGGGAUAACAGUACACGAGGUCUUGAUGCUGCCAGUGCUCUGGAAUUUGUGAAAGCAUUGAGAAUAUCAGCCGAUUUAACUGGAAGCUGCCAUGCUGUAGCCACCUACCAGGCAUCUCAAGCAAUUUAUGACGUAUUCGACAAGGUGAUUGUCUUGUAUGAAGGCCGCGAAAUCUACUUUGGGCCAUGCAAACAGGCAGAGAAAUAUUUCAUCACGAUGGGUUGGGUCAACCCGCCGCGACAGACUGUUGGAGACUUUCUUACUUCUGUUACUAACCCUCAAGAGCGCAAGGCUCAAGAAGGGAUGGAGGAUACGGUUCCGCGGUCCCCGGAAGAGUUCGAGAGGUACUGGAAGAAAAGCCCGGAAUACGCUGCCCUUCUGGAAGAAAUUAAACAGUACGAGUCUGAAUACCCUCUCGGGGGCCACGGGCAAGAAGAUGUCACAGCUGGGAAGCGCAUGGAGCAGGCAAAGCACGUCCGGCCAGGGAGUCCAUAUCUCAUCUCCGUUCCAAUGCAACUCAAACUGUGCAUGAUAAGGGCCUAUCAGAGGAUAUGGAACGACAAAGCUUCAACACUGACGUUGCUUGUUGGUCGAAUCGUUAUGUCUUUGGUUGUUGCAUCGAUUUUCUUCGGCACUCCAGAUGCCACUGCUGGUUUCUUCGCCAAAGGUUCACUGCUCUUUUUUGCCACCCUACUCAAUGCCCUGAUCAGCGUAACGGAAAUUAAUUCCCUCUAUGAUCAGCGUCCUAUUGUGGAGAAGCAAGCUUCCUAUGCCUUUGUCCACCCUUUUGCAGAGGCCUUUGGGGGGAUAAUUGCGGAUCUACCCAUCAAGCUUAUUUCUGCAGUGUUGUUCAAUGUGACUAUCUACUUCCUUGGCAGUCUGCGCUAUACUGCAUCCCAAUUCUUCAUCUUCUUUCUCUUCAGCUUCCUUUCAACUAUGAUUAUGUCGGCAGUCUUCCGUACGCUGGCCGCAUUGACGCGAAGUGUUGCCCAGGCCAUGGCUUUGGCUGGACUCAUGAUCCUAAUCAUUGUCAUCUAUGCAGGAUUCGUUAUCCCAGCGCCGGAGAUGCAUCCCUGGUUUUCCUGGUUGCGAUGGAUCAACCCGCUCUUCUAUACCUUCGAGAGCCUCAUUUCCAAUGAAUUCCAUGGACAAAGUUUCGAGUGUUCGCAGUUUAUUCCUGGGUACCCAAGCUUGUCUGGUGAUGCCUUUAUUUGCUCUGUGCCUGGGUCCGUGGCAGGAGCAAGAACUGUGUCUGGUGAUUCCUUCAUCUACGAGCAGUACCGCUACAGCUACUCUCACGAAUGGAGAAAUCUCGGCAUCCUCAUUGGUUUCUGGAUAUUCUUUACUUGCAUGUACCUCAUUGCCACAGAGAUGAAUUCCGCCACGUCGUCCACAGCUGAAUUUCUCGUCUUUCGUCGUGGUCACGUUCCUGCUUACAUGAAACCGACUAUUCAUGAUACAGAGAAGACUCCCGCGUCCCAGACACUGGCGCUGGAGUCGCCAGCGGAGAACGGAGAGCCCGUCGAUUUAAGUACGAUCAUCCCCGAACAGCGGAGCAUCUUCACCUGGCAGGACCUCUGUUACGAUAUCCCGGUAAAAGGCGGACAGCGCCGCCUUCUCGAUCAUGUUGACGGCUGGGUCAAGCCAGGGACUCUUACAGCUUUGAUGGGCGUGUCAGGAGCUGGAAAAACCACAUUGCUGGACGUUCUUGCACAGCGGGUCUCAAUCGGGGUGGUUACUGGGGAUAUGUUGGUCAAUGGAGGGUCUCUCCCAGCAAGCUUUCAACGACAAACCGGGUACGUGCAGCAACAGGAUCUCCACCUCGCUACAUCUACUGUACGAGAGGCUCUAAGAUUCAGUGCAAUGCUGCGGCAGCCUAAGAGCGUUUCCAAGGCAGAGAAGUAUAACUACGUGGAACAGGUCAUCAAAAUGCUGAAUAUGAAGGAUUUUGCAGAGGCUGUCGUCGGUACGCCAGGAGAAGGCCUCAACGUGGAGCAGCGGAAACUCUUGACUAUUGGAGUUGAACUUGCAGCCAAACCCCAACUUCUCCUAUUUCUUGAUGAACCGACAAGUGGCCUAGAUUCGCAGAGUGCAUGGUCUAUUUGCGCCUUUCUCCGCAAGCUCGCAGAUAACGGACAGGCGGUUCUUUCCACAAUUCACCAGCCAAGUGCCAUUCUCUUCCAGCAGUUUGAUCGUCUUCUCUUCCUGGCCAAAGGUGGGAGAACAGUUUACUUUGGUGACAUUGGGGAGCAGUCCAGAACACUGCUAGAUUACUUCGAGCGAAACGGAGCAAGGAAGUGUGACCCAUCCGAGAAUCCUGCCGAAUACAUGUUGGAAAUCAUUGGCGCAGGGGCGGCUGGUCAAGCUACCAAAGACUGGCCGGUAGUUUGGAAAGAAAGUCCCGAAGCGCGCGAAGUAAAAGACGAAUUAGGUCGCAUCCGUGCCACGCAAUCUGUUCCUAAUGGUGGCCCUGCACCGAUUGAGAAAGUGUCUGACGAACAAGGAGAAUAUGCCAUGCCGCUCACUGCUCAGUUGUGGUGGGUUACUCGCCGGGUAUUUGAGCAGUACUGGCGUGAUCCUGCCUAUAUCGGGGCAAAGUUCAUGCUAGGCGUCGUUUCGGCUUUGUUCAUUGGCUUUUCCUACUUCUUGCCAGGACAAUCGAUUCAGGGGAUACAGAACCGUCUAUUCAGUUCCUUCAUGCUGACUUCAAUCUUCUCCACAUUGGUCCAACAAAUAAUGCCCAAGUUUGUCACUCAGCGCUCGUUGUAUGAGGUUCGUGAACGGCCAUCCAAAGCUUACUCAUGGGUGGCGUUCGUUGUCUCGAAUAUCGUCGUGGAGAUCCCUUACCAGACCAUUCUCGGAGUUCUAGUCUGGGCGAGUUACUACUAUCCGAUUUAUGGUGCAAAUCAGAGCUCGGAUAAGCAGGGGCUAAUGCUACUAUUUGUGAUUCAAUUCUUCCUCUUCACCUCGACCUUUGCAGACCUGGUGAUCUCAUCCUUGCCAGAUGCCGAAACUGCAGGAACCGUUGCAACAUUGUCCUUUGCCCUGAUCCUAACGUUUAACGGAGUCAUGCAGACCCCAACAGCACUCCCCGGAUUCUGGAUAUUCAUGUACCGUGUCUCGCCCCUAACCUACUUGAUCGCUGGAAUGUGCGGCAAUGCACUUCACGGGCAGAGUGUUCAAUGUUCUGGCAAGGAGCUCAGUGUAUUUUCUCCGCCUCAAGGUCAGACAUGCGGUCAAUACCUAGCGGAUUGGUUGAGUGUAUCGUCAGGCCAACUCUACAACCCCUCUGCCACGACGAGUUGCGAGUUCUGCGCUUUUACUGCCGCAGACCAGUAUCUGUCUCUAAGCAAGAUCGACUACAGCCAACGCUGGCGCAACUUCGGAAUUGGCUGGGCCUAUAUUGGUUUUAACAUUGCAGGGGCUGCAAUCGUCUACUAUGUUUUCCGUGUUCGCCACUACAAACCCACAUUGCUUCCGGGAGUAGUGACUGCCUGCGGAAAGAAGAAGAUCCGGAAGCGUCCCGCAAGAGAAGAAGGCUGA